Ectocarpus sp. CCAP 1310/34 is the source of this 956-nucleotide messenger RNA. The record is from the annotation of a GenBank genome assembly. NCBI's taxonomy places the organism in Eukaryota, Phaeophyceae, Ectocarpales, Ectocarpaceae.
AUGGCGAACGCCUGCUCCGAGUGCGCUUCGGGGUUCGUUGAGACGGAGGGAGGCGAGUGCGAGGUGGCUCGGUCGCAGUGCACGGUCGGCAACGCCGUCCGGGCGGUUGUUUCCGUCAUCCUCGCCGUCUUGAUACUCUGCUUCACUCUGGAUGCCUUGUGGAACGGGAAGUCGCCGCCACGCAGGAUCGCCCAGAUGUGGCAAGGGAUCACAGACAGGGGAUCCCAGGAGGACGCCGCUCCGAUGUCCGCAUCGUCGCACGGUCGCUCUUCCAAACACCUUGCCGCCAACGGCGCUGGCGCGCGAACAGCAGGACGGUCGGGGGUCGGGGGGGGGGGGGGGAANGAGGGAAUGAUGCUUCGGGUGGGGACAGCUGCGGACGCGAGGGCUUGGGGCGGUGAGAAUUGUCUGUUUGGCUUUGCUGCAUGCGAGGACAAGGUCGGGUCGGUUUUGUUUUCGUCGCGCGCGAUUCUGCCACCCAUGUCUACAGCCGGAGAAGUAUGGGAAGGAAAUAAGAAGGUAGUGAAAGAACUCGAGGCGGCGCAGAUGAAAGCAGCGAAAAUCAUCCUAGGAUGCUCCAAGCGCACAAGCAAUGCAGCCGUCAGGGCAGAAUUCGGGAUCCAGUCCCUACGAUCGGGAAGAGAAGCGAGGAAGCUGACAUGGCAGUAUCGCAUGUGCGGGAUGGGAGAGGAGAGGUUGCCGAGAAUUGUAUGGGAGGCGAAGUGGGCAAACAAAAAGAGGGGUAGACAACCCACGGAAUGGGUCAAGGUUGUAGAGGACGUAUGGAAGGGGCUCGACAUCGACGAAGAUGAAACGCUGGAAACGGAGGGUCUACAGGGGUUCAAGGAGAAGAUAUCUGUUGCUUGUGCCGAGAGAGAAGAACAUAAUCUAAGGAAAGAAACCAAGCAUAAGGAGGGUCUAGAAGUGUACGGAAUGUUGAAGGAAGGAAUAGGGUU